ACAACAGAUAAACGUCACAACGAGCUAUUGAAAACAAAGGUGCUGGUUUAUACCUGACACGAGUUAUUUCCUACACGCAGUUAGCUGUACCUUUGCUCGAAUAAUUGUUCAAUAACAAAUCCACAAGAAAUAAAACUACAGCUGUUGGAAAUGGAGAAGAUACCACGUGUGAAUAUGGGGGAACAUGGUACACAGGGAUAUGGUGUGUACCCAUAUCCCCCAGCACCUUCAAAUGACCUAGGAUCACAACUGGGACACUCUCAAGCCAGUCAUCAGCUGGAUUACCCACCAAGCUACUUUUCUCAGGAACACCCUGCUCCAAGAUAUCCACCUCAGGAUUACUCAUUGCCGGGGUGCCACCCUGCAAAUGAACCAUGUGAAGGCUUCCCACAGGCUCCUCCACAAUCCUUAGUUGAUGCACCUCCAGAAUAUCAAAAUGAAUUUGCCAAUGAAACAGCAAAGAACUUUUCAGAGAAAGCUAUAAGGAGAGCUUUCAUAAGGAAAGUGUAUCUCACUUUAAUGGUUCAAUUGUUAAUCACCAUAGGAAUAAUUUGCAUGUUUCUUUAUUGGCCAACCCUGAAUGUAUGGGUAACCCAAACUUAUUGGUUUACAUACGCUUUGUUUCCUGCCAUCUUAAUUUUAAUCAUUACCUUGUCUUGCUGCGAUGGUGUCCGACGUAAAGCUCCAUGGAACUUCAUGCUUCUUUUAUUAUUUACAACUCUGGAAGGCUUGCUGUUGGGAGCUGUUUCAGUUUUUUAUGGUGCUGAUGCAGUAAUGUGGGCUGUCGGUGCAACUACAUUUGUGUCACUUGGACUAACACUAUUUUCUCUGCAAACCAAGUGGGACUUUACAGCAAGAAGUGGAAUUUUAUUCGUGGUGCUAUUGGUUUUAAUAGCAUUUGGAAUUCUAUGUGCCAUAAUACAAUCAUUUUGGCUCCAUAUCGUUUAUGCCUCCUUAGGAACAUUGGUCUUCUCUAUUUACCUGGUGGUUGACACUCAAUUAAUGCUGGGAGGAAAGCACAGAUACAGUCUGAGCCCUGAGGAGUACAUAUUUGCAGCUCUGAAUCUCUACCUUGACAUCAUAAAUCUCUUCCUUUUCAUACUCCAAAUUAUUGGUCUGAGUCGUUAGGGAGUCCCAGCGCACCAUGCAGUUGAGGAUUCCCUCCAGCGUAUUUCAUUCACUUUCCACACCUCUGCCUUCGAACCCUACACCUCCAACCGCAACAAGGACAGAACCUCCCUGGUCCUAACAUUCUAGCCAACAAACUCCACAUACAUCAUCCUCUGCCAUUUCCACCACCUACAAACAGA
This is a messenger RNA of Chiloscyllium plagiosum (whitespotted bambooshark), 1310 nucleotides long. Its product is annotated as protein lifeguard 1. NCBI's taxonomy places the organism in Eukaryota, Metazoa, Chordata, Chondrichthyes, Orectolobiformes, Hemiscylliidae. Gene Ontology annotation, cellular component: membrane. The record is from RefSeq and is a predicted model, not a curated record.